AUGGGGGAUUGGCAUCCCAAUCGAGUCUCCAAAAACGGUAGGUAUGAUUUGUUUGGAACACUAGAUGUGACAGAAUCUUAUACACGCCUCGUCGGACGGCCGCAUCAGGGUGUGGCCAUUGGACGGCAGAGCGAGCGAAGGGCAGAGCAGCGGCAGGAUGACAACGGUGGCAGCGCUACAGUCGUCGCCGCGUGCGACAGCUCCGUGAAGUGUCUUCUCGCCGUGGGCGACGGUCUUGUCCUCAGCUCCCACCAGGACGGCAAGAUCAGGGCGUGGCGCGCCGGCAGCCUGAAGGACGGGUCCCGACACCUCGCCCCGCGCGCCGUCCUGCCGACCUUCGUCGACCGGCUGCGGACGUUCCUGCUCCCGUGGAGCUACGUGCAGGUCCGGCGGUACCGGUGGCGCACCUGGGUGCACCACGUGGACGCGGCCACCGCGCUCGCCGUGUCCUCGGACGGCGCGCUCCUGUACUCGGCGUCGUGGGACCGGAGCCUCAAGGCGUGUGCGGCUACCGGGGUUCCGGUGCACAGAGUCCGUCGCGGCCGCGCACGACGACGCCAUCAAUGCGCUGGCGGUGUCCCCCAACGGGCACGUGUACACGGGCUCGGCCGACAAGAAGAUCAAGGCGUGGAGGCGCCACCCGGAGCGGAGGAGCAAGCACGUGCUCGUGCAGACGAUGGAGCGGCACAGGCGGCGGUGAACGCGCUCGCUCUCGGGGUCGACGGGAAGGUGCUCUACUCCAGCGCGUCCGACCGGUCGGUCGUGGUUUGGGAGCGCGCCGGCGACGGGCGCAUGGAGGCCACCGACACGCUCAGAGGGCACAAGAAGGCGAUCCUGUGCCUGGCGGCGGCCGGGGACGUGGUGUGCAGCGGCUCGGCGGACAGGACGGUGAGGGUGUGGAGGAGGAGAACGGAGAACACGGGGUACACUUGCCUGUGA
This is a messenger RNA of Setaria italica (foxtail millet), 939 nucleotides long. RefSeq names its product protein JINGUBANG-like. The record is from RefSeq and is a predicted model, not a curated record. The transcript is spliced from 2 exons. Gene Ontology annotation, molecular function: protein binding. Bases 1 to 939 code for a protein of 312 amino acids. NCBI's taxonomy places the organism in Eukaryota, Viridiplantae, Streptophyta, Magnoliopsida, Poales, Poaceae.